AUGCAGAAAGCUCAUCGUACCAAUUCUGUGGAACAAACCAGCAGGUCGAAAAGAAACAAUUCGACAGAUCAGUCCAACGAAGAUAAGAGAUGCCGAAGAGAUGAUCGUCAGUGUGAUGAGACGAAAUUUGAAGAUCAAGUCUACACAAAACUCAACACCAUCUAUGUUCACAUCCUACGAGAGAUCAAAUAUCGGACCAAUCUCGAAUGGCCAUGGUCCAAAGGGAAGCAACCACCAAGGUUUGAGAAGUCAAGAGACUAUUGCGAGUAUUACUGCUUCAGUGGACAUCAAACGGAAAAAUGCAAGAACCUAAAGAUCAUGAUCCAAAAGCUGAUCGAUGUUGGGGAUCUAAAUCAGUACAUCCAAAAGGCAGAACUUGGCAAUGACAGGACUCAGCGGAACAAGCAGGUCCAAUUACCUGAGGAGAACCUCAUGUUCAACACCAUCUCAUGUUUAGAACCCAGCGGCCCGUCACUAACUGACCAGAUAGGAAAAAGAUUGAGGAAACAAUUUGAAGACUAUUGCGAGCUAUACAAGAUCGAUGGGGACGAGGUUGACGAACACAAUCAAUGGAUAAAUGCUCCCAUGACGUUUGACAUUGAUGACGUCGAGGAAGACAUGGAAGAUCAUAACGAUCCACUAGUACUCACGUUGCCGGUUUCGGGACGUAACAUAAGGAAAGUUCUGAUCGAUGUAGGAAGCUCAGUCAACAUUCUGUUUUAUGAUACGUUCAAACGAAUGACGCUGAACGACGAGCAACUGAUGUCUUCGUACUAUACCAUAUAUGGAUUUAACGAUGCCCCAACAAAUCCAUUAGGAGACAUCGUCUUAGAAGUCAAAUAA
Messenger RNA from Papaver somniferum (opium poppy), 843 nucleotides. RefSeq lists its product as uncharacterized. The record is from RefSeq and is a predicted model, not a curated record. The coding region runs from base 1 to 843 and encodes 280 amino acids. The transcript has a single exon. NCBI's taxonomy places the organism in Eukaryota, Viridiplantae, Streptophyta, Magnoliopsida, Ranunculales, Papaveraceae.